Molecule: messenger RNA, 2457 nt
Organism: Perognathus longimembris pacificus (Pacific pocket mouse)
Lineage: Eukaryota; Metazoa; Chordata; Mammalia; Rodentia; Heteromyidae
Gene: Rbck1
Product: RANBP2-type and C3HC4-type zinc finger containing 1
Exons: 11
Coding region: 431-1876 (481 amino acids)
Biological process (GO): positive regulation of canonical NF-kappaB signal transduction; proteasome-mediated ubiquitin-dependent protein catabolic process; protein linear polyubiquitination
Cellular component (GO): LUBAC complex
Molecular function (GO): ubiquitin binding; ubiquitin-protein transferase activity
Source: RefSeq, a predicted model, not a curated record
CGCCGGGCGCCUGCGGGAGGGGUGGGGGUCCCGAUGAGGAGAGUUUUCCGGCCCCCCCCUUCCUCACUUCCGGGGCCGGUACUUUCGCUUUCUCUUCGGAAUGACCCGGGCCUUCCCGGAGCCCGGGCCUCGGGACGCCGCGGGGACCCCCGUGCACCCCGCCGCGUGGCGUCGGGCCGUCCCUCCGCUCCCCACCCCGCCUGUCCCGUCCCACGCAGGGCCCUGGCCUUUUCCCUAUGCCACCUGGGUCCCGGGUGGUGUGAUGCCGCCCGGCUGCUGCCCCGGAUUCCGGGGCACGGAGGGUGCUGGGCCCGCGCUGGGGACCGCGGGCCGGGGCUGAGUCACUCCCGGCCGCGCGCCCUCAGGUGACCCGGAGGUGGCCUUCUCCCGGAGCCGCAGCCCCCCGGGGGGAUGGGCGCAGCCAGCGCAGAUGGACGAGAAGACAAAGAAAGCGGAGGAGAUGGCCCUGAGCCUGGCCCGGGCAGUGGCCGGCGGAGAUGAGCAAGCAGCUGUGAAAUGUGCCAUCUGGCUAGCAGAGCAGCGGGUGCCCCUGCGGGUACAACUGAAGCCCGAGGUCUCCCUGACUCAGGACAUCAGGCUUAGCGUGAGCGUGGAAGACGCCCAGAUGCACACUGUGACAAUCUGGCUCACUGUACGGCCAGACAUGACCGUGGCCUCCCUCAAGGACAUGGUCUUCCUGGACUACGGCUUUCCACCCACCCUGCAGCAGUGGGUGAUUGGGCAACGGCUGGCACGAGACCAGGAGACCCUGCAUUCCCAUGGGGUGCGGCGGAACGGGGAUAGCGCCUACCUGUACCUGCUGUCGGCCUGCAACACCUCCCUCAACCCCCAGGAGCUGCAGCGGCAGCGGCAGCUCCGGAUGCUGGAAGAUCUGGGCUUCAAGGAUCUCACGCUGCAGCCCCGCGGUCCUCGGGAGCCUGGCCUUCCCAAGCCCGGAGCCCCUCAGGAAGCAGGACGGCCAGGGGCAGAGCCCCUGCCGGUGGGCUGGCAGUGCCCGGGGUGCACCUUCAUCAACAAGCCCACGAGACCCGGCUGCGAGAUGUGCUGCAGGGCACGGCCCGAGGCCUACCAGGUCCCCGCAUCCUACCAGCCGGACGACGAGGAGCGGGCGCGACUGGCUGGUGAGGAGGAAGCGCUGCGCCAGUACCAGCAGACCCUGACCCACCCCGCGGCCCCGCCCAUGUGCCCAGCGGAAGCAGCAGCAGCAGGAGGGGAACUACCAGCAGCACGUCCAGCUCGAGCAGCGGAGCCUGGUGCUGAACACCGAGCCCGCCGAGUGCCCGGUGUGCUACUCGGCGCUGGCGCCGGGCGAGGCCGUGGUGCUGCGGGAGUGUCUGCACACCUUCUGCAGCUCCUGUCCCCUGAGGACUACCAGCGCUUCCUGGACCUCAGCGUCUCCCUGGCAGAGACCCGCAGCGCCUUCAGCUACCACUGCAAGACCCCUGACUGCAGGGGCUGGUGUUUCUUUGAGGACGAUGUCAACGAGUUCACCUGCCCGGUGUGCUUCCAUGUCAACUGCCUGCUCUGCAAGGCCAUCCACGAGCGCAUGAACUGCAAGGAGUAUCAGGACGACCUGGCCCUUCGGGCUCAGAAUGACAUGGCUGCCCGGCAAACGACAGAGAUGCUGAGGGUGAUGCUGCAGCAGGGCGAGGCCAUGCACUGCCCGCAGUGCCAGAUUGUGGUGCAGAAAAAGGACGGCUGCGACUGGAUCCGCUGCACCGUGUGCCACACAGAGAUCUGCUGGGUCACCAAGGGCCCACGCUGGGGCCCCGGUGGCCCAGGGGACACCAGUGGGGGCUGCCGCUGUCGGGUCAAUGGGAUUCCUUGCCACCCCAGCUGUCAGAACUGCCACUGAACUAACUGAAGGAGGCGGGACCCCUCACCAUUCUGGCCUUACACCUGGAGGCAGUGGCUGGGCAGCCUGCGCCUGGAGCUCUGGCCCAGAUUUCUGGCCUGUGAGAGGCCUUUGUACUUGGCGAAGGCCUGAGCUGCAUGGAUGGCACGUUCGCAAGGUCUCGCGAGACCUAGCCUGAGUCAGCUGCUGUCCAUAGUGGCCUCUGCCCCAGUGUCUGUCCCUCUCCAGGGCUUGCUGGCUGGACCUCAGUGCUCUUGGCAACUCCCUCCUCUGCCCAUGCUAGCCUUACAAUAGCCUCUAGACAAAGGUCUCCCUGGCUGGAGCCUCUGUGAGCUUCCCUGCAACUCCAUUCUGCUCCCAUGCCACCCCCGCCCUGGACACAGAGCCCCCACCACCUCCCAUGCCUAUCCAUCUUUGGGGUAACUGCUCUGCUGUUUUUGGAGGCCUGGUGCCUCCUAGAGCUGCUGUGAACCUGUUCAGAGCCAGAGGGAGACCGGGCAGGGCUGAAGCGCCGUGCUUUGGGCCCGGCUCUGCGUCUCCCAUUCUGCCAUUCAGAGUGAAUUAAAAUGGUUUCCCAGGAA